Phascolarctos cinereus (koala) is the source of this 1542-nucleotide messenger RNA. Lineage: Eukaryota; Metazoa; Chordata; Mammalia; Diprotodontia; Phascolarctidae. The record is from RefSeq and is a predicted model, not a curated record.
UAAGGUCCUUUUCAGCUCUAAAUCUAGGAUCAAUCUUCUAUUUCUUUUCUAUUCCUCCUCCUCACCUCAUUUGUGGUGCCUAGUAUGGUUCUCUGUGUAGUGAAUGCUCAAUGAGUGUUAUUCACUAACUGCAGAUGCUGAGGUAAGUGGAAGUAAUGGCGUGACUUGGGAGUCACAGGAGGGGAUCAAGCUGUUUGAAGAAUGACUGCAUUUCUCCUGUUUGCUCUGUUCUCAUGCUCUCCAUCUCUUUUUCUUUUCCAGCUAAUCAGAGAGAUGGCUCCAGUUCUGCUGUUCCUGUGCUGUAGGCAGCAGCCAUGAUCCUAGCCACUGAAAUGAUUCCCCUGGUUUCGCUAGGUUUCAGUGGUUCAGGAUGCAGCACUGGUGGUUCCCCAAGGACAGUUCCUCCAAUCCCAAUGUCUAUUGUGAUAAAGAGAUGGCAGAACGUGUCAAUAAACACCUUGACUUUUGCAAAUACAAAAAUGACUUUCUGCAUGAUGAGAUCCAGAAUAUCAUCAAUGUUUGCCAGCUCCCUGCUAUUACCUGUAAGAAUGGCAGAGAUCGCAACUGUCAUAAGAGCUCAACAGCGAUUGACAUGACCAAACGCAUUCUCACCUGGAAGAAUGCCAGCUACCGCUUCCGAGGCACUGUUACCAAAGCACGUUUUGUGGUGGCCCGUAGUCCCCCCCAACCUAAUGACCCCCAAAGGGAUCUGCUGCUUCCUGUGCAUCUGGAUUAGGCCCCCACCACAUGUUACUUCCACUCUCCAAGGUGAUUCUGCCCCUCCUACUCCUUUACCCUUCUGCUUCAGGUCUCAUUCUGCUUGUUUCUUCUGUAGCAUUUGCUCAUUUCCCAAAUUCCUGGAAUCCCUCUCUUCCCAUUAACCCAGUAGUCAUUCUCCUAGUUGAGGUCCUUCUGGGUCUAGUGGUCAUAUUUUUGACUGGUGAUAGCACAACAGCGUGGGAGGAAGCUGCAUUAUUAAUACUUUACUUGACGUUCAUUGAUAAAAGUUAUUUUCCCUAUUCUCUACUCAUGGGAUCAUAGAUGCAGACCUGGAAGGGACCUCAGAGGUCACCUAAGUCAAGUAGAUUCAUUUUCCAGAUGAGGAACUUAAGGCCCUGAGAAGUUGCCUUUUUUCCCCCUCAAGGUCACAGGGGUGUGGGAAACAUUAAAGAUGGAAUUUGCAUGUAGGUUCUGUGACUUUAGGGCAGGAGUCCUUAGCCUUGUUUGGUAUUGCAGGCCCCUUUAACAAUCUAGUGAAGCCUGUAGACUCCUCAAAAUGUUUUUAAAUACUUGAAGGAAAGGCUAAUUUUCAGCUAGAGGAUAGUCAAAAUAAAAAAUAUAACUUUUCCCCCUUCAAGUUUACAAAUCAUCUAUGAUUUUUCCUUGAACCUUUCCAUGGAUCCCAGCCGUGACCUGUUCCAGGACACUAUUCCUCUCUCUCCAUGAAUGAUGUGGAAUGGAAUGGUCUUUCUCCAUCAUUUUUUUUGUACUUAAUAUUAUUUUUUCAAUUACAUGUAAAAUUUCAACAUUCAUUUUUGUAAG